Messenger RNA from Erigeron canadensis, 1056 nucleotides. RefSeq names its product transmembrane emp24 domain-containing protein p24delta9-like. Gene Ontology annotation, cellular component: COPII-coated ER to Golgi transport vesicle; endoplasmic reticulum-Golgi intermediate compartment; endoplasmic reticulum. The record is from RefSeq and is a predicted model, not a curated record. Gene Ontology annotation, biological process: endoplasmic reticulum to Golgi vesicle-mediated transport; Golgi organization; intracellular protein transport. The transcript is spliced from 4 exons. Lineage: Eukaryota; Viridiplantae; Streptophyta; Magnoliopsida; Asterales; Asteraceae. The coding region runs from base 149 to 793 and encodes 214 amino acids.
ACUCUUGUUUUAUAUGAAGUUUUUGAAAACUACUUGUAACAAAACAACAAGAAGAAUGAACAACAUCAUCUUCAUCAUAGUUCUCCAUCUCCAUCACCUCGAACAUAACUAAAAAAACAUCUGAAUUAAGAUCAACAAAAACCAACCUAUGGAGCUUCAAAAACUUAUGUUAUGUAGAGUGAUAAUAAUUAUAGGAUUUGUAUCCCUGAUGGUCCAAUCUAUUCGUUUUGACAUGGAAUCUGGUCACACCAAAUGCAUUUCAGAAGAUAUUAAAACCAAUUCCAUGACAGUUGCUCACUAUUCUAUUGUUCAUCCCAUUGAAGGACAAGCCUUACCUGAAUCUCACAAACUUACUUUGAGGGUGACAUCGACGUCUGGGAAUUCGUAUCACUAUGCUGAUCAUGUGCAAUCAGGACAGUUUGCAUUUCAGGCUGUUGAGGGUGGGGACUACAUAGCUUGUUUUUUUGCUCUUGAUCACCACCCGCCAGUUAAGUUUCCGGUUGAGUUUAACUGGAAAUCUGGUGUGGCUGCUAAAGAUUGGUCUAAUGUUGUCACAAAAACUUCUGUAGAUGCAAUGGAAUUAGCGCUAAAGAAGCUUGAAGAUACCAUCACUUCCAUUCAUGAGGAGAUGUUUUAUCUCCGAGACAGGGAACAAGAAAUGCAACACCUUAACAGCAAGACAAACUCAAGAAUGGCAUGGUUGAGUUUUCUUUCGCUAUUCAUCUGCUUGUCCGUGGCAGGUUUGCAAGUAUGGCACUUAAAGUCAUUCUUUGAAAAGAAGAAGCUAAUUUAAGGAUGGUAUGGGCAAGGUUUCUUGAAGUUUAUAUCACUUGCAUAGCCAAAAGUAACAGGAAAAAAAAUGUGCAUCAGCUGGUCUUUAUGUAACUCUUGGUAACCAUGUUUUCCAUUUCGAUGAAGACUAUGAGAUAUAUAGUUGUUGAUUACAAUAUCUGACUUGUAAUAUCACAUAAUGAUAUUGAUUUCUUUGAACCGUAGAAAGAAAGUGUCUCCACGAAGAACAUUUGCAUUUAUUUAUGAAUAAAAAAGUUUGUCACA